AUGUCGACGAGCAAUGCUCCCAACGCGCCCAUCUACGGCCAUCCCCAGGGCGCGGCCAGCCUGUCCGGACACGACCUCUCCCUCUACACGUCGUCGCAGGCAUCCUCGUCGUCUUCUUCCCUGAUCGACCCUUCCAGCGACAGGAGCUCGCUUUCGGGCGGCCACGGCAACGCCUUCAGCCCUCGGCCGGGCUCCGGGAUGCGUUCGGAUCGGUCCGGACCCGGCCCUUCGUCGUCGUCCCAGGGCUUCGGCUGUCCCAACUGUGGCAAGACGUUUGCCCGAGAUGACCUGCUCCGCCGGCACCUGGCCCGCGAGGCGCGCGCGCUGGCACAGCCGUCCUUUGACCGGCAGAAGAGCUGCUACGAGUGCGCCCGCAGCAAGGCGAGGUGCGACCUCGAGGUGCCUGCCUGCGGACGUUGCCGGUCGCGCGGCAAGCAGUGCGCCUACGCGCCUCGGUCGGGCAACCCCAACGUCCGCAAGGCUCGCCACGGCGUCAUGGUUCCCACCACGCUUCCCGGCGGCUCGAUGCAGGAUGCGUCCGGCACCAUGGCAGGCAUGUCGCCGAUGCCGCAGGGACAGUUCGGCGCCGACGGCAACGGGGGACAGCCCUGGGCGAUGCAGUCACCCGCGUUCGGGCCGGGCUACGUCAAGAGGGAGGGCGAGGCCGAGUACGACAGCACCAGUGACAGCGAGUUUGGCAGGUCAUGGAACGAGUCGUACGGCGACCAGCUCCGCCUCGCCCGUUCGAUGUCCAACUCGUCGAGCUCGGUCGGCUCGAGCGUGGGCUCGCCGCAGCGACCCUACGGCCUUUCGGACGUGCCAGACUCUGCGCCUCCAGCGAUCGGCCACUUUGGCUUCUCGUCCAACAUGGCGCAGGGGUUCCAGCCGCCUGCACGCACCGAGUCCCCUCACUCGUACGGCGAGGUGCCCCUGGGCCCUUCUGCCAGCGUCCACGCGAUGCACGGCGGGUCUGCGAGUCGGUCUAGCGGCUUCUCGCGGACCAACACCGGCAGCAUCGUGACCAACAUGGACAAGCAGGGUGCCAGGUACGCCCAGGACGAAGGCGAGGAAACGCCGAUCGUGCGGGUGACCAACAGCUUCGCGCAGGCGACCGGCCUCGAACCGCGAGAUCCGCACGACCCCUCGACGAGUCAUCACCUGACAACCCCGGGCGGGCGGCAGAAGGCCACCAGCCUGCCGCAUCCCGGCGAUGGGCACACUCUGGGCGACUCGGACAUGUCUGAUGGGUGGAACCCGCGGAUGACCCACGUUCCCAGUCAGGCAGUGAGGCUGGGACCUCCUACCCACCCUGGCCAGUCGCUGAUGCCUCCACCGCCGCAACCUCCGUCUUUGAUCACGUCGAACCUGGCGCGGACGGGCAGCCAGAUGAUGUUCCCGUCUCCCGUGCGGCCUUCGCUCUUCACCAACGGCCUGGACCUCUCGGGCUGGCUCGAGGAGCCCGUGGUGCCCUCGCCGCUCUACCGCAUGGGCCCGGGGUUCCACUCGACGCAAUUCAUGCCUUUCACGGGGAUGAGCGGUGGGAUGCUUCAGUCGCCCAUCGUCGAGGCGCCGAUUUCGGCGCGGUUCGCGGCAUCCCUGGCUCAGCUCGUUGGGGCGAGCAGCGCUACCGCUGACGGUAUCGGGAACGUGCAGGCGGGCACCGCUGGCAACGGCGAGAGCGCCCCCGGGACGAAUCCCGCGCAACCUUCGCUGCAGACCAAUGUCGGCGUCGGCCCGAACCGAUCCCUUUCGGAUCCCUCCGGCGCUGCGGCGGCCUCGCGCUUUGAUCAGGACGGCACGCUUCCGCAGCAAGGUGCGGAGCUUCCGACUGCAAAGCAGUGCUGGACGGCUCCCGAGCAGAGCGGCGAAGUCAAGGCCUCGCUGGCGCAGCUCAGCGCCGCCUGCUUCGUAUCGGUGCCGUCGUUCCUGGCGCUCAACGACCCCGCUGCUCCCUGCCCCCCCAACAUCCACCGACGCUGGCUGCUCGAAUUCCGCAACACGCAGCUCUCGCUCCUCGCCAACGCGCGGUGCGUCCUGGCGGGCUACUUUGUCCGGCUGCCCGCCAGCGAGGGUUUCGUGUGGAAGCUCAUCGCCGACCAGAUCAAGGCCAUCAUUGUGGGCUCGGUAGGCCUGUGCGGCAGCGAUACGAGCGAGGUCGAGGUGCUAUCGGCCGUCUCUGCGCUCUGGAUGUACCUCGUCCUGCUCAUCUUCACCGACGAUGCGGCUUGCACGCAACACGUCGACUCGGAGCUGCUCGACAGCGGCCUCUGCGCCCUCUCGGAGCUCUCGCAGAACCUCUCGGCAAGGCUGCGGUCAGGUGCGAGCGCGGGCGCUGCCAGCGAGGGGAGCGGCGCCGGCGACGCUUCGACGGCGUCGGAGGCCGACUUUGCUGCCUUCAGCCAGAGCGAGACGACCAUUCGAAACCUCUUUGCCGUCUACUCGUUGCUGGUCCUGCAGCGCUUCCGGGAAAAUGGCCAUCUGCUCAAGGACAAGCUGGUCGGCUGCGACCUCGUCCUCGACAUUCCGCUACCGGCGGGGGCCGCCGAGUUCGAGGCAUCGGACGAGGAGCAAUGGCGGGCUGAACGGACAAAGGCGGCCGAGGCACUGCGCAAGGCCGAAUGCCCCUCGACGAGGCCGACGCUGCGGCAUCUUCUCGCCGCGCGCAAGUCGAUGGCCUCGCAGGAUGUUCAGCAGCAGCAACAGUCCGAGCAGGAACCGGCUUGGGUCAAGGCCUACUUUGACGGGCAGGAUGCCUUCACCAACAUUGUCCUUUCCGUGGCAUUGGCGCUCGACGUGGAUCGCGAGGCGGUGUCGGUCUAG
Pseudozyma flocculosa PF-1 is the source of this 2820-nucleotide messenger RNA. RefSeq lists its product as uncharacterized. Gene Ontology annotation, molecular function: DNA-binding transcription factor activity, RNA polymerase II-specific; zinc ion binding. The transcript has a single exon. Lineage: Eukaryota; Fungi; Basidiomycota; Ustilaginomycetes; Ustilaginales; Ustilaginaceae. Gene Ontology annotation, biological process: regulation of DNA-templated transcription. The coding region runs from base 1 to 2820 and encodes 939 amino acids. The record is from RefSeq and is a predicted model, not a curated record.